AUGGAUGAUUUCAUGAGAAGGGCCUUAGUUCUCGCCUCCGAAGCUUUAGCUGCACAGGAGGUACCAGUCGGAUGUGUAUUCACCUUUAAUGGAAAUAUUGUAGCCGAAUCCAGAAAUAGUGUAAAUAUUACACAUAAUCCAACUAGACACGCAGAAAUAAAUUGUAUCGAUAUAAUAUUAAGGUAUUGUAAGAAUAAUCAGAUUAACUAUCAUACUUAUUUUGAAAAUAUUGUUGUUUAUGUUACAGUUGAACCAUGUAUAAUGUGUGCGGCUGCAUUAAAUAAUUUAAAUAUUAAAGAAGUCAUAUAUGGCUGUGCUAAUGAUAGAUUUGGAGGAAAAACAGUGUUAGAUGUUAAUACAUUUUAUGACAAAGGAUAUAAAUUAACAGGAAAUGUUUUAGCUGAUGAAGCUAUGAGUUUAUUAAAACAAUUUUACAAAGGUGCUAAUCCAAAUGCACCAGAAUCAAAAGUUAAGAAAAAUAAAUAA
Messenger RNA from Danaus chrysippus (African queen), 486 nucleotides. Lineage: Eukaryota; Metazoa; Arthropoda; Insecta; Lepidoptera; Nymphalidae. The record is from the annotation of a GenBank genome assembly.